Messenger RNA from Didymosphaeria variabile, 1245 nucleotides. RefSeq lists its product as uncharacterized. The record is from RefSeq and is a predicted model, not a curated record. Gene Ontology annotation, cellular component: membrane. NCBI's taxonomy places the organism in Eukaryota, Fungi, Ascomycota, Dothideomycetes, Pleosporales, Didymosphaeriaceae. Bases 1 to 1245 code for a protein of 414 amino acids. The transcript has a single exon. Gene Ontology annotation, molecular function: malate transmembrane transporter activity. Gene Ontology annotation, biological process: malate transmembrane transport.
AUGGCGCGUCCAAACUCAUCAGAAGCCACCCCCUUACUCGGAAACGGCACCAUGCGUCUACGGAGAUUCCUCAGCGACACCCGCCCGCGGAAGCAUUUGCCCUUCAGCGAGCGACUACAUCAUUUUACCUGGUCAUGGUUCGAGUGUACGAUGUCGACAGGCGCGAUUGCCACGGUGCUUGGCCAGCAACCCUUCAGCUUUGAUGGCCUAAAAAUAAUCGGCAAAGUCUUCUUCAUCCUGGAUCUGGUCCUAUUUCUCACCUUCUGUGGGUGUAUAACAUACCGCUUCAUCCGUACACAACGCGGAUCGCUGUCUGCGAGCUUGCAUCAUCCGCAUGAAAGCUUCUUUUUCGGGACCUUUUGGGUCAGCAUCGCGUUGAUCUUGUACUGCAUCCAACAAUAUGGGGUUCCUUCGUCAGGACCGUGGCUCGUCAAGGCGCUCGAGAUCCUCUUCUGGACCUAUGCGGGGUGCGCUAUACUAGUCGCGGUCUUCCAAUAUCAUGUCAUUUUCGAUACAGAGCAGCUGCCUGUCGUGGAUGCGCUCCCGGCCUGGAUUCUGCCUGUCUACCCUUUCCUUGUACUGGGCCCGCUCUCGGCUGUGCUUGAGUAUAGCCAACCGCCGGAGAGCGCACUCCCCAUCAUGAUUGGCGGUAUCUGUUUCGAAGGCCUGGGUUGGGGUGUCGCGUUGAUCAUGUACACGAUCUACGUAACGCGCCUCAUCGGCAGCGAGUUGCCUGAGCCGAGUAAGAGGCCAGCUAUGUAUGUUGCUGUCGGACCGGCAGCAUACACCGCAAACACUUUGGUCGCACUAGGCAUGCAAGCCCCCAAAGUUAUACCGGCAAACUUCCUAGGCAUUGGUUCCUUCCCCGUUGGCGACGUCUGGAAAGCCAUCGGCGUACCCGCAGGCAUCUUCCUCUGGCUUCUUGCCUUCUGGUUCUGCGCGCUGUCCACUGUAUCCAUCAUCUCCUCGUGGAAGGAGAUGCACUUUACGUUGAACUGGUGGGCCUUUAUAUUCCCGAACGUUGGAUUGACCAUUGCGCUCAUUCAAAUCGCGAACGCAUUGGAAAGUGAUGGAAUGAAGGCGGUUUGCUCGGCAAUGACGGUCAUCUUGGUCAUUUUGUGGCUCUUCGUGGCGGUGAUGAAUAUGCGGGCGGUUUGGAGAGGUGAUGUACUUUGGCCUGGCAUGGACGAGGAUAUGGAAGACAUUGAGGGACAUGGGCACGAUGAAGAAGAUCGAAUAGAGUAG